CCUCACACCAUCACACAGCGACACACCCCUGCGCUGCCAGCGCCACACCUCGCGCACCAUGCCUGCGCCCACAUCCUCUACUGGGCAGCACUACCCUCUCAUCGAGGGCUACUCACUCGUGCAUCCCAUCGGCGGCGGCGGCUUCUCCAAGGUCUUCCGCGCCGUCAAUUCUGCAGCGCCCGUGCACAAGGUCGCCGCCGUCAAGGUCGUGUCCUACGCGCGGCCCUCGGCGCACUCCUCGCGCCAGCAGCACCCGCCGGACCGCCGUGCGCUGCAGAAGGAGGUGCAGAUCCACGCCGUGCUCAAGCACGCCAGCGUGCUCGAGUUCAUUGCGGUGAAGGAGGUGGGCCUGGGCAAGGACGGGGAGCGGGCCAUGGCGCUGGGCAACUAUGUGCCGGGCCUGUACAUGGUGCUCGAGUACGCCGAGGGCGGCGACCUCUUCGACAAGAUCCCGCCGGAUCAGGGACUCGAUGAGGGUCUGGCGCACUUUUACUUCCACCAGCUGCUCUCGGCCUUGGAAUACAUCCACGGCCAGGGCAUUGCACACCGCGACGUCAAGCCAGAGAAUCUCCUGCUCGAUGCACAAGGCAAUCUCAAGCUCGCCGACUUUGGCCUGUGCAGCGUGUACAAGUACCGCGGGCAGGAGCGCGACCUGCUGGGAGCGUGUGGCAGCCUACCGUACAUCGCACCAGAGAUGAACGGCAAGCCGUACAAGGGCGAGUUUGUCGACGUGUGGAGCACGGGCGCUGUACUGUUCGCCAUGCUGGUCGGCAACACGCCAUGGGACGAGCCGACAUCGCGCAGCCCGGAGUACAGCGCAUACCUCACCGGCGAGCUCUUCAAGUACGAGCCGUGGCCGCGGCUCAGCCCGGACAUGCUCUCACUGCUGCGCAAGAUGAUGUGCCCAGACCCGAAGCGGCGCAUCAGCAUCAAGGGCAUCAAGGAGCACCGCUGGUACACAAUGCCCAACUCGCUGCUCGAGAACGGCAAGUGCCGCGACCCAGUCACGCUGGCCGAGCGGCUGCUGCAGGGCCUCAUCGUCUCUGGCGACCUCGACUUUGACCUGCACUCGGACGGCCAGCGCGCACAGGUGCCCGAGACCGUCUCGUUGACGCAGCCCGAGUGGAACGAGCGCUCGGCAGAUAUGGGCGCGAUGGGCGACUGGCGCGCGCCCAUGCCGCCGUCGUCGGCCGUCGCGUCGCUGGGCGGCGAGGCGGUGCAGGCGCGCAGAGCGCGACACGAGGCCAUGUCGCAGCAGAUCGGCGCGCGCCGCGCCGCCUUUCCGGGCAGCACGGCCGAGGCGGGUGCGCAGGCCAGUCAGUUCACGCAGGCGAUCAACCACUUUACACAAUUCUCGUCACUCGCACCUGCGUCGACGCGCUUCUCGCCGCACCUGACGCGCUUCUUCUGCGCGGCCGAGCCGGCGCUCGUGGCGCGCCUGCUCGUCGAGCGCCUCGACGCGCUGGCCGUACAGAACAGCAUCUCGUCGAUGGGCGACGACGAGAGCGAGCUGCUGGCCGCCGCCGCCGAAGCUGCCGAUGACGCCAGCAUGGACGGCGACGGCGACACGGACAUGGACGGCUCGGCGCCGGCGCCGCAGCCGCUCGCGCGCAGCAGCAGCGGCAACCUGCCCGCCAGCGCCAUUGGCUCGCGCGGCGCACGCAUCCGCCUCGGCACGAUGGACCGGCGCAAGUGCGUGCUCAAGGGCGAGAUCCGCAUCGAGACGCUCGCCGCCGCCGUCAGCGCCGGCCCCAACGCGCCCAAGUGCCUCGUCUUUAUGCGCCGCUCCAAGGGCAACCCGCUCGAGUGGCGCCGCCUCUUCCGCAGCCUCGCCGGCGACGUGCAGCGGCAGAUCUCGCAGCGGCUAGGCUGACAAUGUAUGCAUACAAGUGG
Messenger RNA from Tilletiopsis washingtonensis, 1893 nucleotides. RefSeq names its product kinase-like protein. Gene Ontology annotation, molecular function: ATP binding; protein serine/threonine kinase activity. The record is from RefSeq and is a predicted model, not a curated record. The transcript has 11 exons. Gene Ontology annotation, biological process: protein phosphorylation; intracellular signal transduction. NCBI's taxonomy places the organism in Eukaryota, Fungi, Basidiomycota, Exobasidiomycetes, Entylomatales. Bases 59 to 1873 code for a protein of 604 amino acids.